Molecule: messenger RNA, 1254 nt
Organism: Dermacentor silvarum
Lineage: Eukaryota; Metazoa; Arthropoda; Arachnida; Ixodida; Ixodidae
Product: disintegrin and metalloproteinase domain-containing protein 10 homolog
Exons: 6
Coding region: 1-1254 (417 amino acids)
Biological process (GO): Notch signaling pathway; membrane protein ectodomain proteolysis
Cellular component (GO): plasma membrane
Molecular function (GO): metalloendopeptidase activity
Source: RefSeq, a predicted model, not a curated record
AUGGAGCAUGGCGUGCAAGCUGCGGCUUGCGUUCUUGUCCUCGUCGCUAUCGUGGCAGCCGAAGCUCACCGGCUGAACGCGUGGGUGGCGCACUUCGAGCCUCUGUGGUAUGAACCACUGCGCGUGCAGCGCCACCACGUGCGCCUCAGGCGGUCCUUGCUGCAGCAGCGAAAACAGCACAAUCCUAUCUUCCUGCGCUUCUUUGCCUUCGACAAAAACUUCAUACUGAAGAUAAGGCCGGACUCGUCCAUAUUUCACGAGGACUUCACACUCGAGACAGAGACGUUGGGCAACCUCAAACCAGAACUCGGUCACAUAUACAGCGGUCAACUGGUUGGCGAUCCUUCGAGCCGCGUAUUCGGCGCCCUGCACGGCGGAGUGUUCGAAGGCUCCAUACGCACCCGCCAGGGUAUCUUCUACGUGGAGCGGUCGCGCAAGCUGUUUGGCGGCCGCCGCCCGGUGCCUUCCUUCCACUCGCUCAUGUACUCGCCGGACGACGUGAAAGUACCCGCCAGAGACAAUUUAUUGAACGGGAGCCACCUUUGCGGCCUCGCAGGCAACGUUCGUAGUUGGAUGGACGCCAUGCUGGGCGGAAUGGAUUCUCAAGAAUCUUCCGAUGAACAACGUGGCGACGCAGCAGCGGCAACGAGGCGCCGCCUACUUUCUGUGCGGCCGGGCUGGCCCGAGUCCGAGCAACAGCGUGGUGACAACGACACGACAAGGGCGCGCGGCGGCGGCCGGGAGCGGCGCGUGUGCAACCUGGAGGUGAACGUGGACCACCUGCUGCACGCGCACUUCCUGGACGACGCCCGCGGAGAGGGCAGCCGCGCCCGCGAACGCAUCACAGCGCUGGUGGCGCAGCACGUGGCGCGGGCCUCGGACGUGUUCCGCGCUGUCGACUUCGGGGGCGUCGAGGACGUCAGUUUCACCGUGCAGAGGAUCAGGCAUGACGCACCUCCGGGACGUUCCUGCUACGGUCCGUGUGCCCCCUGUGGCGAGGACGGUAACUACAUCAUGUUCCCUUCGCCCACCCAGGGCAGAAAGCCCAACAACGGCAAGUUCUCGCACUGCAGCCGGGAGAGCAUCGGUCGCAUCCUAGCGCCUAUGGUCGCCGGCGAGAGUCCACGAGAGAACUGUCUACAAGGCGAGUGCGACUACCGCCACGACGUGUUCUCGUAUGACAUAAACGUCGCAGUGGCUUUUUUGAUAGCGCACCACAUGCUCUCUCAAGUGAACGCGACGUGCGUUGACUGA